Messenger RNA from Peronospora matthiolae, 138 nucleotides. NCBI's taxonomy places the organism in Eukaryota, Oomycota, Peronosporomycetes, Peronosporales, Peronosporaceae. The record is from the annotation of a GenBank genome assembly.
AUGGGCAUUGGCUUGCCUGUCGAUAUGCCGAAGCUGAUGCCAUGCAAGACACCCCAGCGCCGUCCGCACUUGACCUCGCAGUCGCCGGAGUCGUCGGUUGGUGCAGCCAAACGAGCCGCGCACCUGAGCCAGCACUAG